AUGCGCGUGGAAGACUCAACAGAUGAUACUCCAAUGAAGCCUGCCAUGUACCGCCAUGACGCGGGCGAUCUGUUCGCGAAAGACGUGGACCCACAAAUGGCUCUCUUGCCAGAGAUUAUCGCUCCCACAGAAGAAAUGGCUGUAUAUGACAUCCAGUGUGGCGAUCUAGGUGUGCCACUGACAGAAGAUCAAGAGAAUUUAAGGCAACUGAUCUGA
Messenger RNA from Peronospora matthiolae, 216 nucleotides. The record is from the annotation of a GenBank genome assembly. Lineage: Eukaryota; Oomycota; Peronosporomycetes; Peronosporales; Peronosporaceae.